Messenger RNA from Camelina sativa (false flax), 817 nucleotides. RefSeq names its product putative amino-acid acetyltransferase NAGS1, chloroplastic. Gene Ontology annotation, cellular component: cytoplasm. NCBI's taxonomy places the organism in Eukaryota, Viridiplantae, Streptophyta, Magnoliopsida, Brassicales, Brassicaceae. Gene Ontology annotation, biological process: L-arginine biosynthetic process. Gene Ontology annotation, molecular function: L-glutamate N-acetyltransferase activity, acting on acetyl-CoA as donor. The record is from RefSeq and is a predicted model, not a curated record.
GCAAAGGAAGAGAAGAAGGAAAAGAAUUUCCAUUAUGCUAAGUGGUUUUGGAUUAUUCUCUGGUCAUCAGCACGAUUUUGAGAUGAUAAACUCAAUCUCAUAAAUCGUCAAUAACUCAACCUCAAAAAUCUGUCUGAUUCAUCUCUCUGAUCAAAUGUAUUCAAACAGGGAAUCAUCAAAGGCGAUCUAGGAGAAUGAAGCAAGAGUACUUGCGGAGUGCUAUUGUUGGAGAUGGAAUGGGGACUAUGGUGGCAAGUGACGUAUACGAAGGAACCCGAGAGGCGAAAGUGGAAGAUCUUACUGGAAUUAGAAAAACAAUCAAACCUCUGGAAGAAUCAGGGGCUUUAGUUCGCAGAAUUAAUGAAGAGGUUCGCAGAUUAUCGCUUGUGCAGCUUUGUUCCCUUUCUUUAAAGAAAAGUGUGGAGAUAUUGCAGCUAUUGCGGUUUCAUCAGAUUGAUGUGGACAAGGACAGGGAGAUAAAUUGCUCGAUAACAUUUUUGACAAAAAAAGCGUCAGCUCUUGGACUUGAGAUGCUUUUUCUGCUAACAACGAGAACAGCUGACUGGUUUGUGAGACGCGGGUUUCAGAAAUGUUCAAUCUCGAUGAUACCAGAGGCAAGACAAGAAAGAAUCAAUAUUUCGAGGAGAUCGAAGUAUUACAUGAAGAAGUUAUUGCCAGACAGGAGUGGGAUCUCUGUUGUUCGUACAUUUCAGUUUGGCUCAUGAGAAUGUCGAGAAGAAUGUAAUUGACAUAGAAUUUUUUUGCUCAAUGUAUAAGAUUAUGUCGAGUUUUGAAUGAAUCAACAUUAUUUCCAACG